This is a messenger RNA of Pelobates cultripes (western spadefoot toad), 15806 nucleotides long. NCBI's taxonomy places the organism in Eukaryota, Metazoa, Chordata, Amphibia, Anura, Pelobatidae. The record is from the annotation of a GenBank genome assembly.
AAUGUAUAAUCUGAAAUAUCACAUGUGGAAAUAUGAGCUUUCAAAAUCCAUCUCAGGCUUUCUAGGCAACAGAUUAUAUGCAAGUGACAUCAGCGGAAACACGACUGGCCACAGAAGGUGGGGGCUGAGAGCUGGGUCUCUGAGUGUGUCCAACUAGCAAUGACAAGAAGAGGGGGAAGAAAAGUACCCGCUUCAAUAGGAGAAGCUUGAGCAAGUGCUUCGAAUCCUGUAUCUUGGCAACAAGGCUUCUGUUUAACAUUGAGGAGGGGCGUGGCGUGAGAGGACUUGCCUUUUAAUACCAUCAGAGAAGGACUCUCCUGAGCUGUUCUUGCAGACCUUUUUUGCUUUUUUUUUUAUCUUGAGUUAAAAAGAAUCUGGCUCUAUUUUCAGAUUUAAGAAGCAGGGCUAGGUUUUUUUUUUUCCAAUUCUUUUUGAAGCGGGAGUGCGACUGAUUAGCAUGGUAAGGACAAAAAUAAAACUAUUACUCUAGAAAGUAAAAACUUCAGCUAUAACUAUAUAUUUUUUCUUAAACACAGAUGCAUGCUAGGCUUGGUUGCAGAUCGGAGUAUAUAUUUUAAUUACGUAAAAUAGCAUUUCUUCUUGUUUGAGAUUUAAAAAAAACAUAAAUGUGUGUGUAUGUAUGUAUGUGUAUAUAUAUAUAUAUAUAUUAUAGUGUGUGUUUGUAAUAUAUGAUAGUUAUUAGCGCAUUAACACUUUCUAUAUGUGAUGUGUCACGUAAUUCUAAAGUUUGCGGUCAUGAUUGAAAACAUGUUCAGUAUAAUGCAUCCUUUAUCGCAGAUUGCAAAUAAAAUUAUACAUUGGCGGUAAGUCCUAAAUAGAUGCUUGUGACCCUGCAAUUAAACCUGCCAUGCAAUUAUCUAUUGCUUUAAAGUUUUAACACUUUCAGCACUUUGUAAAAGGAUUGCCUAAAUGAUUCAGUUCCAAGUUUUGUGGGGACGGCGGAGGACUAAGAUUGUAGAUAAAUGGGUUAAUAGUGAAGCAGCUUCUGUUUUCAUCAGCUGCCAAGACCUUGUUACUGCGUCAACUUUCUUAGCAGCCCAGAGCUAAGCCUGAGCAUAUUUAGUUGAAUAAGCAUUUGCUGCAAAUAGCACAUUUAUUCUGGGUAGGCCUGUGGACCCUAACUUGUGUACUGUAUUCCAACCCUUUAGUACAGUCCAACAGUCAGUUAAGUGUUUCUGAGUUACAUGUAACCCCAAAUUAAUUUUUUAAAAUUUUUUAAUCUUUGGGUUUGUGUCUAAUUAAUGGUGCUUUCUGUCUGAUCUUCUUGGGAUUAUAAUGCUUCUGCUAAAAAAUAUAUAUAAAUUGUGUGUGUUCAUUGAUAGAGAGUGAAGCACCCCCAUAAUGUAUUAGCAUAGCUCUUAAGUGCAAGGCUUUUGUGUAAAGGUGCUUAGAAAAAUAUCAAACUGGCGCACAAAUUAGCUAUUUGGGAUUUGUCUCUAUGAUCCAAAUUGUCAACUAAAUGGCUCAAAUUUGUAUAUCCUCUAAAUGGUAAUGGCUUGCUAAAUCAACUAUUAUUUUAAUAUUUCCUUGUGCUACAUUUAUUUAGAGACAGAGUGUUACUAUUUUUCUUGCUAAUUAGAAGUGGAGAUCCAGGAUAUGUAAGGGUCCCUGAGAACCCAUGUUAAACCGUGAAAUGGCUUUGAUGGGUUGAAUUCCUAAAAUAAUUAAGUAGGGGUCCCUUAUUAACCAUGGGAGAGCCGAGAUUUCAUCCCACCUAUGUCUUCCCCUUCAGUAAGAUGUUAACCGUAUUAUGUAAAGCUGGGGGUUCCUUUCGGCUUCAACAACCAGACAAGGUGGUACGCAGUGAAUGUCAAGAGUGCAGAUGGGGCAAAUAAAAUAAUUUAGCCGCAGCGUCCCAAUGCCAUGGCCAUUACUAUAGCACAGUAACAGGGGAACCACAAGCGUUUGAAUAUAUGAAGGAGGAUACAUUUCACACUCUUUCUAGAACAGCCCAGCCAAUAAUAUUACACCCCCUUUUCCGCAGCCCAGCAGAUGAGGACCAUGCAAGGUGAGACAUUCCCUGCAGAAGAUGACCAGGUUUUUCUAGGUGAGAAAUGAGGAGAGAAUAUCUGCCCUUUUUGGUUGAGUGAUGGACACUUAUUGUAUUAACCCAUCGUGUCUAAGGAUUGAGGGAGGAGACAAUUCUGAAUAAUGGAGGUUCUUUAAUUUUCAAGGGGCAUUCCAGGGAUUGCUUGAGAGCAUUCUUAGCUGAUAUUCUGAUGGGUCUCUGUUUUGCGUAUUUAUUUUCGUUACAAUACAACUUGUAAAUACGAUGAGUUUCAGUCGAAUUGAGGAAAACAAAACCGGACCAGAUGUAAAAAAUCCAAAUCGCUAAUGUCCAGUGAAUAAACCACUUAAUUUAAAAAAAGAAAACAUUUAAACCGUUGGCACGGUGCCCCCUUAGAUCUUUUCUAUUGUAAGCUGCUGCCAAGAGCUCAUGGCAAUGCGGGGGGUCAGGCUGAAUGAUAAAGCACAGGCCUUACAGGAUCACAGAAAUAGGGUGGGGAAAUUUACUAGGAUCAGGGAAGUGGAACGUUUAGUCUAUUAUGUAUUUAAAACAUUUUUUGUUCUACAAUCUAAUCAUUCAUUCCCCUACCUCUUAUUUAGCGACACACAGCGAUUUUUAAUUCUUCCCCAUAUACCUUUGAUAAUGUACUUUUUCCUUAUAAACAAUGUAGUUUUCGUAUGUACCUAGUUUCUGAAAUUAAUAUAAUUGUAGUGAUUUUUAAAAAAUAUAUAUAUUUUUUUUUUUAAAUACUUGCUUAACGAGUCCUGGUGCACGGAUGGGAUAUUUUCCUGUGUUGACCAAUAUUUCCAUAUGAUUUUACUUUCAUCACUUGCUAGAUUAAAAAGAUGAGGAAUUUCGGUAGAAAAGAGCUGCCCUGAAGGAGUUUAUGUGGGGGUUAGGUCAUUUGGGAUUGGGAAAUUGAUCUAACUCGUAUUGUAGAAAAAUUAGGCAGGUUAUACUUUGCAAACUCUGCUAAUCUUAAAUAACUAUAACUCUCACAGCAAAAUACAUUUAUUCAACAAGAAAUUCAUGGAAAUUCCGAUAUGGGUAAAUACUGUCAGUCAUGGAUGCUCUGUUUGGAUCAGAAUUGUUGUGUGGGUUUUUUUAAUGAGAUUUAUGAGAUUAGUUUGUCUUGGAACAUGUCGAUCUAUUUUUAAAUUACACGUGGUUAGCUAAAAUCUUAUACUUGUCAAGCCUCUCCCUAGCUUGUAUUGAAAUAAUUCCUAGGUUUUGUAUCUUACUUUUUUUUGGCAUGAUUGCUUUAGGACUGUGUUUAUAGCUUCUUUGCAUCACCAUACUGUACAAUAGUGGUUCUAGUUCUUAUAUGGUCUUUUUAAGGUGAAGGUCCAUGCUUUCUUUGUUUGGAAAUUUAUGUAUACAUAUGUUUGGCUAUUUGUACAUAUUUGUUUUUGUCUAUUUUUGUGUAUGGGGUGUCUGUACAUGUUAUGUGAUUUCUUUAUGUGUAUAAAGUAUGUUCCGGUGCUUCGGGCUCACCUGUUGCCAACAUGUCAAUAAAAUCCAGCAUAUAGCCAUUAAAUCCCCAUAGACCAGAUUGACAGUAGAAUGGAUCAAUUGAAGUGACAUUAAACUCGGCACUGUCAUUGAAUGCCACCUUUGCCAAGUCAGUUCAGAAAUCUAUGCCCAACUAGAUCUUCCCUACUCAAUUGUGUUAUUAAUGUGAUGUGGUAGUGUCUAGAUGCAACAGUAGCCUAGCUGCGAAAUGGUAGGACAGUCAUGCCCACAGAGCGAGUUGUAAAUGGUAUAGCACAUAAAAAACUAUCAUCUGUUGUAUCACUCAUCACACCAUUCAAAACCACCUUUAGAAGCAACAUCAGUACAAGAACUGUGCGUCAGGAGGUUCCUGAAUUGGGUUUCAGUGGCUGAGCAACUGUAUACAAACCUAACAUAAGCAUGAGCAAUACCAAGCGUUAACGUGAUUGAUGUAAAGCAUGCCUCCACUUAACUUUGUAGUAAGGGAAAUUUGUUCUUUGUGGUGGUGAAUCACACUACACUAUAUGGCAGUCUCAUGUACGAAUCUAGAGGGGUGGAUGCUGGGAGAAAAUUAACUACCAGAAUGCAUAGUACCUGCUAUGAAGAUGGGGGCUGUUUUCCAAGGUUUGUCCUGUGGCAACUGAAACUAAGAUAUUAAUUCUACAGGAUACAAACACAUUUUAGACAUGUUGGUGCUUGCAACUUUGUGGCAACAGAUUAGGGAAGGUCCUUUCCUGUUUAACCAUGACUGUCCCCCUGUGUCCUAAGCAAGAUCUAUGAAGACAUGGUUUUUGUGAAAUUCUGCACAUAGCUCUGGCCUCAGCCCCACCUAACACCUUUGAGAAGAAUUGGAAUGCCAAAUGAGAGUUAGUCCUUCUUGUCAAACAUCUUUGCCUGAUCUCAUAAAUGCUCUUUUGGCUAAAUUGGCACAAAUUCCAACAAAUACAAUCCAUAAUAUUGUAGAAAUACUUUUUUUUUUUUUUUUGAAAAUCUGUAGAAAUACUUUCCAGUAGAGUGGUGGCUGUUAUAGCCACAUAUGUAUGUAUGGGAAGUUACUCCAUAUUAAUACCUGUGAUUUUGGAGUGUAAUGUACGACAAUCUCAUAUAGGUGUGAUGGUCUGGUGUCCACGUACUUUGAGCCAUCUGUAUACGCAUCUGUGUGUGUGUGUUAGCUAUUUGUUUAAUUCAAACUUGAAUUCAGGGUUCUGUCUCGUCAUCUCUGGUGUCUUCUUUGGUGCAUUUAAGGACAUCCGGGUAAUGUCCAGAAUCAAUGCAGCGUAAGCACUUGUGCUGCGAUCAGUAUUCUCAGAGCGUUCUGUACUUGGUCCUCCUUAAGUUGGGCUGGGCAGAGAUCCUACCUCUAUGGGCUGACAGAUGGAUGCACCCACAUUGAUACCCCCUAUUGUUUUGUGGUAUGCUUACUACAGUGAGCACCCUUUUCUGUCAUAACAGCUCUAUUGUGGCUUUAAAUACCUAAUAAAAUAACAUACAGUUUAUGUAUUAAAAUAUACCAUUUGCCAAAACUAUAAAACCAACCUGAACCAUCCGAUAAACCCCUCUGCAACUGCUGAAUGUUUCUUGUUGUGCAUUUUAUUUUUAUAUAAGUACAUUAGGCAGUGCCCAGCUAAUAAGGUUUUGCCUUAGUCUGCACACAGUUUCUAUCCAAAUAAUCAAUGAAUGAGAAUGUUUCAACUCAUUUCCAAAUGAGACCCUUUGUGAUGUUGCAGGAGAAAAAGUAAAACAAAUCAUAUUGGUAGUUUCUAAUGGAUCACUUUUAUUUUGCUGCAUUAAUUGAUUUGACAUAUGGGGCUGCUUUCAACCAAUUUAAUAGAUUUAACAUUUAAAGAAGAUUUUGGGAGAAUGUAGAGAUAAUGCUUUCUAUUAGUUAUUUGCAGGUUAGACGUAUUAAGCUGGGUAUAGGGCAAUAAUAAACAUUGCAUUUUAGCUUCCUUGGUGUAAUGGAAGGAUCACAGUAAUUAUCUGGAGACUGUUAAGGGGUGAGAUAUUGUGCCCACUGUAGAAAAAACAAAAACAAAAAAUGUAAUCUAAGGAUAACUUGAAAAUUAAAAUGUGAAAAUUAGUUUGUUUGUUUUUUUAGAACAGACCUUUAGCUGACAUGGAAAAGAGGAUUUUAUCUAGAAAUGCUGCUUAACAAGUAACCGUGUCUCCUUUAUUUCACUGCAAUAACCUCCAUUACACGAGCAAACUGGACGUACUGCACUGACAAUUUCUCCGUGCAAUCUUGUGACAGCUGACGACAGCCCUGAACUCCUGUGGACAGUAUUACACCAUUAUUUUACAGGAGUCCCAGCCUAAAAUGCCAAACUAUCGCAAUAUGGUUUUGACAGUUACCUGGGCCUUACAGCCUGCUAGCAUUGCUUCUAGUCGAGCAGCAAAAGCUAAAUAAUGUUUAUUCAUUGGCUGACACUGUCAGCUGAGCACCCUCAGCCAAUGAAUGCAUUCAUGUCAUGGAAAAAACUGCACUGCUUUUGAUCUUCUUGAGUUGAGUAGUCAAAUAUCUGACACUCGGUGGAAUCUAGGUAAUUGUCAAACCAUAUUAAAAACAGUUUGCCAGAGUACUCUGGGAUUGCGAAAGGGUCUUCAUGGCACCAUAACCACUACAGCAGGCUAUGGGUGUUCCUUUAAAUUUACCCAUAAUCCAAUGGCAAGUGGACAUUUUGAGCCUUGUUAAAUUAAAUAACAAUAUCAAUUUGGGUUAUUGUAGCUACUCCGUUUGCUUCACCAUUCCACAAAAUGUUGAAUGGAUUUUUCUCUUAUUUAUGAAGACCACAAGAUAAUUUGUCUGAGCACUCCCUUGCCUAAGCAUCACAAAAAGGUUAGAAUCACAUUCUGUCAUUUUCUCUGUGUAAUCAAAAACAUAAAAAAUAUUCAUAGAAUUCUCCCCCCAAGGUGAUUUCAUAUCGUGCUGUAUGUGGGAACUUAACUGAUACUGUUUCACAAGGUGUAAGUAAUUCUUCAGUCAGUAACAUGUUAAUACAGGAGUAUGUAGUGUAUGUUAUCUGACAUUUACAAAAAAAUGUGUAGAAAAUUAGAAGCACAUUAAAAAUGCAACAUAAAAAAAAUCUGAACAGUUUUCAAGGGAUCUAGCCUCUUCUUCUAGUUUAUGUUGUAGCUAGGGACUGUCUGAAAUCUCCCGGCUAACCACAGCCUCUGUGGGAGACUUGUUUAACAUGUUUGACAGGUAAUGGGUCAGUUGGCUCUCAUCCAAACUUCUAUUAUAAGUGGCAAGCCUUGUAUCUAGGUCAGCUUUCUAAAAAAGAUUAACAAUAGUUUACGUCAUUUGGCAGAUUUCUGCUAUGUAUUUGUGGAGUAGUUGCUGCAGUAUAGUUACAUAGUUACAAAGCUGAAAAGAGACUUGCGUCCAUCAAGUUCAGCCUUCCUCACAUAUGUUUUUGCUGUUGAUCCAAAAGAAGGCAAAAAACCUAGUCUGAAGCGCUUCCAAUUUUGCCACAAACUAGAAAAAUAUUCCUUCUUGACCCCAAAAUAGCAGUCAGAUGUCUCCUUGGAUCAAGCAGCUAUUACCCCACUAAUUAGAAAUUAUGUCCCUGUAUGUUAUGUUUUUGCAAGUAUUUAUCCAAUUGCAGUUUAAACAUCUGUAAUGACUCUGACAAAACCACUUCUGCAGGCAGAGAAUUCCAUAUCCUUUUUGCUCUUACUGUAAAAAAAACCUUUUCUUUGCCUUAGGUGAAAUCUUUCUUCCAGCCUAAAUGUGUAUAGCCCUGUUUAUGAAUAGAUUUCCAGAUAAAGGUUUGUACUGGCCCUGAAUAUAUUUGUAUAAUGUUAUCAUAUGCCCUCUCAGGCGCCGUUUUUCCAAACUAAAUAGAUUUAAUUUUUUUAACCUUUCUUCAUAACUAAAAUGCUCCAUUCCUUUUAUCAAUUUUGUAGCUCGUCUCUGGACUUUUUCUAGUGCCAUGAUAUUUUUCUUUAGAACAGGUACCCAAAAUUGCACAGCAUAUUCAAGGUGUGGUCUUACCAGCGAUUUAUAAAGAGGCAAAAUAAUAUUUUCAUCCUGAGAAUUUAUGCCCCUAUUUAUACAUGACAAAACCUUACUGGCCUUAGCAACUGCAGACUGACAUUGCAUAUUGCUGCCUAAUUUGUUGUCUAUAACAAUUCCCAAAUCCUUCUCAUGUGUGGUUAUCCCUAGUUCACUACCAUUUAGGGUGUAAAUUGCUUGUGUAUUCUUAACCCUGAAGUGCAUAACUUUGCAUUUCUCUACAUUAAAUUUCAUCUGCCAUUUUAGUGCCCAGUCACCCAAUCUAUCCAAAUCCCUCUGCAGCAAAGCAAUAUCCUGCUCACAUUUUAUUACUUUACAAAGUGUUGUGUCAUCUGCAAACACUGAAACAUGACUUUCAAUGCCUAUUUCAAGAUCAUUUAUAAAUAUGUUAAAUAGAAGUGGUCCCAAAACAGAACCCUGAGGGACACCACUUACCUCUUUUGUCCAGCCUGAAAAUUUACCAUUAAUGACAACUCGUUGUAUUCUAUCAUUAAGCCAAUGUUCUACCCAAGAACAAGAAUAUUAAUCUAGACCAAUUUCUUUUAGUUUGAAGACUAACCUAUUGUGAGGAACCGUAUCAAAUGCCUUGGCAAAAUCCAAGUAGAUCACAUCCACUGCAACACCCUGAUCUAUACUUCUACUUACUUCUUCGUUGAAUGCAAUUAGGUUUGUUUGACAUGACCUAUGUUUCAUAAAACCAUGCUGAUUAUUGCUAAUAACAAAGUUCUUCCCACUUAAUUCCUGAAUAUUAUCCCUUAAUAGCCGUUCAAAUAUUUUCCCAGUCACAGAAGUUAAGCUCACAGGUCUAUAAUUUCCAGGAAAGGAUUUUGAACCCUUUUUAAAUAUAGGAACGACAUUAGCCUUCCUCAAAUCCUCCGGUACAACACCUGAAACAAAAGAAUCUUGAAAAAUUAAAUACAGAGGUUCACUUAUUUCCACACUUGUCUCCUUAAGUAUGUUGGCUGUUUGUGGUAUUAUGUGUGUGGGCUGUGGUUUUAUAUUUGAGUUUGUGGCCUGUUGUUUUGUGGUUGGGUAGCAUGUGGAGGUUUUGUAAUUGCGUAUGGGUUUUCUGUGGUAUUUUGUUUGGCUGAUUGUGGUAUUGUGUGGGUGUUGUGUAUGGGCUAUUGUAAUAUGUUAUUAUAAAGUUUUUUGUUUUUAGCUUUCCCUCUUACUUUAAAGGGUUACUCCAACCACCACGACCCCUUCUGCUUUCGAAGUGGUUAUGGUGAUUGGAGUCUGGAUGUACAGUGUUUUAUCUUGAAUCAAUGCACAUGCAAAGUUUUUCUUAAUUGUGCGCAACCCAAGCACUGGUCUGCGUAAUGUCAAUUCUGUGAAGGAAAAAUGUCUGUCGUCCAUGCGCACUGCACGCUGCUGACAGACAUUAAAAUCUUUCCUUUUACUUCCCACCCUCCUUAAUUUCCUUGCCUUUCCCUCCUGCUCAGAGCAUGUGCUCUAAACUGGUAAAAUGGUCCUAUGAAAGACUUGUCUAUGAGAAGACAAUGAUUGGACCUCGGCCUCCUCCCCUUCCUGCUGCGCAAACUCUGCAAAGACCCGGGGAGGGAGAUCAAAAGAUCUCCCUGACUGAGACUGUUUGCAUGUAAGGGGCCUUGGCCCCUUACAAGUGAAGUGGCUGUACCCGCCGACUGGCCCAUGGUUGCAGGGAUCGAAGUUGCGGUUGGGCCCCCUGGAGUGACGGGCCCGGUCGCAGCUGCGACCCUUGCAACUGUGGUAAGUAGGCCAUUAGUGCCAGUGUGAGCUAAACUUCUCUCACUUGUAGGUUUUGAGUUCAAGUCCUCAUCUUCACAUGAAAAUGGGGUCCUUCCUUGUUUGUUUAUUAAUGUGGUUUUGUCACACCUUUCUAUGCCCCCAAAAAGAGCAUAUCAUAAAACUAAUACAUGAAAAGCUCUGCAGGGGUCAUCUUCAAAUAGGUAUAACUCACCUUAGCUGCACACCAACUGGUGAUGUCACCAUUGGGGCUCUUUGCAAAAUAUGCAAGGGCCAAAAAAGGUGACAGAGCAACUAAACGGUAAAUGGCCUGCAUAACACAGAGGAUUUAAUUAUGUUCAAAUGCAUUAUGCCUGUAGUAUAAUGAAAAUGUGUUUCACUUAUUUUUAAUUAGGUUGAGUAUUGGGACAUCAUAUACAGAAGGUGGUUCAAGAGACCUCUCUGAGUGGUGAGUUUACUAACUUUUAUUUUUGUGCACCUGUUCCCCACUUCAGUGCUGCCUCCAAUCCUGUGCCCAGUAAAAUUAGCCACAUUGUGGAGAUGCAGGGUUUCCCUCUUUGAGCCAUCACUAAGGCAGAAUAUUUACAUUUUGCUAUAAAGCAUGCACUUAUCUCUCUUUGUUAAAAUUUUUACUGUAACUUUUAAUAGCAAUUUUUGCUACAUGGCAGAAAUAAGAGGGCAAUUACUCAUUUUUUUCACACCCUCUUUUAAUUUGCUCACACCAUGGGAAAGUAUCAGAGCAGGUGGACAGGUGCCUAUCCACUCCUAUUUUAAACCACUCACCUGUAGCCUAUAACUAGUGAUGUCCUGAACGGUUCGCCGAACGGUUUACCGAACGGUUCGCCACGGAUGGCGAACAUAUGCGCUGUUCGGUCCGCCCCCUAUGUCAUCAUUGAGUAAACUUUGACCCUGUACCUCACAGUCAGCAGACACAUUCCAGCCAAUCAGCAGCAGACCCUCCCACCUCUUGGACAGCAUCCAUUUUACAUUCAUUGUGAAGCUGCAUUCUUAGUGAGCUGUCCAGGAGGUGGGAGGAUCUGGGAGGGAGGGUCUGCUGCUGAUUGGCUGGAAUGUGUCUGCUGACUGUGAGGUACAGGGUCAAAGUUUACUCAAUGAUGACGAAUAGUGGGCGGACCGAACAUUGCAUAUGUUCGCCAUCCGUGGCGAACCGUUCGGCAAACCGUUCGGGACAUCACUACCUAUAACCCAUCACCAGAUUCUUAAAGGAACGCCAUUGUGUUAGGAAGAUAAAAAUUAUUUUCUUUUCUUCCAUGCUGCCCUCCUGCCAACGUGGCUGAGAUCAUCGAAAUCUCAGCCAGUCCAAUACCUUUUCACAGGAAAACAUUUGGAGGCUAGUUGAGUGACUGCUACUAGAGAAUGGCAGUGUUUUCAGCAGCAGGAUUAAAACCAGGGAACAUGUCACCAUGACCACUUCAUUGAGAUUGCGUGGUUUGGGUGUCUGUAGUGUUCCUUUAAUGUAAGGGUUCUACCUCCUAGUAAAUAUAUGUGCAAAUGAUGAAAAAUAAACUGAAUGAAUGAAUUUUGUUUACCACGCAAUUUGAUUUUUGUUUAAUUUGGUCAUAUGGUGAUUGGGACGUCUAUCUACACCCCAUCCCCCUCUCUAAUAAUAUUUUAGGAAAGUCUUCCAUAAUAUUCUGUAUACUAAUGAGGACUUUGUUUCUCAACACAAUUACAAUUAAUCUCACAACACGUGCCUGCAAGUCUUCAGAAGAGGAAGAUUUAGUGGGUCCUCCUCCUAUUUAACACUAGCUUUACACACAAUGUGGUUAGGGAAUUGAAGGGGGAUUGUGCUCACCUCAGUUUGUAAGUUAUCAUGGGGUCACUCUAAGCACCAUAACAACCUUGUAAUUGUGAAAACUAUGGUACAGAGAGACCUUGCACUCACUGUCAGUAUUGAGAGUGGCAUAUAACUGCAUUGCUGUGUAAAAAUAUCUGCAGCUAUAAGCAGAUCUCCUGUCUCAGACACUGCAAAGGAAGACUUUUCAGGUUUGUUUUUUUUGCCUGGUCAGUUUUGUCCAACGUUUGUGUGUGCAUGCACAAAUAGUAGGAAUCUCUUUUCUUUCUGGUCAGGGGUAUUUGCAUUCACUGCACACAGCCAGGUUAAUAGUGUAAUUAAUCCUAUCUGGUGAGUGGAAUUAUGCUUGUGGAAUAAACUGCUUUUAUCAUAGAUACUGGACAGGUGUUUAUGGAAUGGAUUAGACCCCUUAAACCAGAAAAGAGAAGGCCGUGAUUGGUGGAACCUCUCUCAGCUUCUCUAAACUGCACUGCUUUAUUUUUGUUUUUCAAUACUAAUAUUUUUAGUAUGCAUUAAAGCAUAAGGGUCAUUUUGUCCUUUUGUUACCAAUUAAUGUAUUUGUUCUUUGGGCCUUCCGAGCACAUUAUGCACUGAUUGGGAGAGGACCUUGCCACCAUUGCAUCUGGUUUACUAAAAAAAAAAAAAAAGACAGUACAAUAUUAAUAGACAAAUACAAAAGAUAAAAGGGGACCUCCCUGUCAGCUGGGAUCUAGGAAUUAAGGUUGUUUACAUUGUAAGAUCACAAGCUACCUAGCUAUGUAUUAAAGUAUAAAAUGGGUAGUUGAGAUAUCAAGGGAAAUGUGAAAGUGAUGAUUAAAGAAUAUGUGUAGCCACUAUUGACGUGUAAAGAAAGUAAUAAGAAAGAAUUUAGAUAUUAGGCAGCUGGAAAAGUUUGCUGUUUACUCUACUCGCUCCUCGGCAACCCAGCCUCUGAUAUGCUCAACCUCACGCCAUACUAAUCCAAGCCAGUGGACCCCAGGCACGAUAAUGAUUUCAAUCAACUGAAGAUGUCAUGGUGCCUGGAGUGUCCCUUUAAAUCCCUUUGUUUAUGCAGUCUAGCCACACCUUCCCUGGCUAUGAUUCACACAGCCUCCAUACACAGUUCCUGAAAAAUACUUUUUUUUUUAGCAUUCCUUAUUGUACAGUGUGCUUAAUUAGAAUUUCUUAGCUCAUUCUUGAUUGGUAGCCUUCAAGAGCUUGCAGUCUACUGUGUGUGAUUAAAGUUCAAUUACAGUGCAGAUAAACAAGUAUUAUGUAAACACAAUAUGCUGUAAUAUCUGAUUGAAAAUGAAACCAUUUUUUUUUAUAUGGAGACUGUGUGAUUUAAAGCCAGGGACUAGGGCUGUAUAAACAGAAACAAAUUAGAUUUUAUUUCUAAAUAGCAGUGAAUCAAGCAGUAAGACUGCAAGGUCUUGAUCUAUAUAUAAAAACUUAAUUAAACUUGUUUUGGUGCUUAUCUCUUUAACAAAUAUAUGUUUGUGAGGUGUUGAAAAUAAAAUUAAAUAUAGAACUAUACACAUCUUUAUGUUCCAACUGGGUGCUCUUUGUCAAUCAAUGUUAUAAGCUCUGCCCUUUGCACCUGGCAGUCAGCGUUGAGGAAGUAUACAGAGCUGAGGAGGAAUUAAACAAUGUUUCUAUUCUCAUCUUUUAGCAAUGUUUGCCCUGGCUUUGCAUUAUCUGAAUUGGAUUGUGACGUAAUUUGCAAAAUCUUUAAUAUAAAUUUUAAAGAUAGUCGAGCAGCUCAUGAAGAAAAGGUUACACAAGUUAAAGGUGAUUUUCUGUAUUUUAUUCAAUGGUAUGAAUUCCAGAUAAGUGACAGUUCCUCUUUAAGAAGUCCUGGGGUGGGGGAGAGGGCACUGAUUGAUUGGUCUCCUAUGUGACAGUGUGUCAGAUUACAAAAUACAAAGCAUUGUUCUGCAUUUAUUCAUCUAGUUUAUGUGUAGGCACAUUAUGUCAAGUUAUUAGAAUGAGGCUGCGCAAAGAAAAAUAAGAAUAAAGAAGGGAAAUAAAUAAGUAAAAAUAAAUGAAUUUAAAUAAAAUUAAAUACAAAAAAAAAUUAAAUUAAAAAUAAGUGAAUGGAUAGGUCUACCUUCACUAGAUAUAUCUGAAAUAUUUCCUCGGGAGUAUGAUUAAUAAAAGAGUAAUUUAAAAGGAUUAUCAAAAAGAUAUACACUAUGUAUUCAUUGACAUAAAAUCAUAAUCAGCAAAAUAGUGAGGUUGCAGAAACAAAUAAAACAGCAACAAGAAUCCACAAACAUUGGAAACAGAAAUUCACUAGUAGCUAAAAAUAUAAAGCGCCAAUAGCAGCCAAUAAGUCCGAGGUGCAUAAAAGUCCCAAAGGGAAUAGACAAAAUGUCUUAUAUCCACUUAGUAGAUGCAGUGUGGAGGUGACUCUUUUUGAUAGACGAACCUGUGGGCAGUCAAGUCCAGAGUAAGUCUCUAGAUUCUUCCAGCUGCCUUAGGAUCUCUAUGCAGAAAUAGAGACAAGGUCCAGGUUGGCUCAACAACUGCUCCUCGUAGGUACUUGUGAAUCCAAAUAACCAAACGCAUUUCACCUUUCUAGGCUUUAUCAAUGGCUGUUGAUUUUUUUCCCUUUCCCUUCUUUUUUCUUAGUGCAACCUCAUUCUAAUAUUUUUUUUAAAAAUUUUUUUUUAAUUUUUUUUUAUAUUUAGUAGGUUUUCCUAGCAAGGCUUGCUGCCACCAGUUAUUCCCUCCUUUUUUAUUUUUUCACUUACACCCUACUUCUGCAUUCACAUUAUGUCAAGUGGUUACAGGUAUAGCAGGUACAGGGGGGUUAUUCAUUAAAUAGAAAAUUCUGGGGAAGUUGAAUUUCAGAAUAUAGGUUAAAAAAAUUGAAGUUAACAAAACUAUUAAACUGAAAAUAUGAGCACGUCAUAGAACUUCAAAUUAAGAAUUCUUCUUUUUUUAUUUUCAGGAAAGGUGGAAAGAAGACAUUGAACUAGAGGACACUUGUUAAAAUGCAAAAACUGAUUUUUAUAUGUUAAAUAUGAUAGUCUGAUUAUAAGCCAAACAAGAAUGACAUCACGGAGUCAUAGCUAUUUGCACCGUGCUCUCCUUACACCCCGAUGGGUAUCUGAUGGGGCCCUCAGUGGAAUAGCAGAAAUCACCUCCUUCCUUUACCUUGGUCGCGGCAGUGUGGCAUCAAAUAGGACUCUACUUUUGGCCAAAGGCAUCACCUGCAUUAUCAAUGCUACAAUCGAAAUCCCAAAUUUCAACUGGCCUCAAUUUGAAUAUGUGAAAGUUCCUCUGUCAGACAUGCCCCAUGCUCCUAUAUCCUUAUAUUUUGACAGUGUGGCUGAUAAGAUACACAGCAUAGCUAGAAAACAUGGUGCCACCUUGGUACACUGUGCAGCAGGCGUUAGCCGAUCGGCAUCACUCUGCAUCGCCUACUUGAUGAAGUAUCACAAGGUGUCCCUUUUAGAGUCUUACAACUGGAUCAAAACAAGACGACCUGUAAUAAGACCCAACAUUGGAUUCUGGAGACAACUGAUUGAGUAUGAACGGAAACUGUUUGGAAGAUGCUCAGUGAAGAUGGUGCACACACCAUAUGGUGUCAUUCCAGAUGUAUAUGUAAAAGAGAGGAGGAAUCUGAUGCCUUACUGGAGAAUUUAAUGAAUUACAGCACUGCAUCCAGAAUAAAAUACAAUGUAGAAGAUUAAGAAGCUCUUUAAUUAGUUUUGUGAAUCUUGAAAACACAUCCUCAUACCUAGAAUUUAUCUGUGACCAUAAUGUAGCAAGAACAAUUGUUAAUUGAAUAAAUGCCAAAGGAUGAAUUAGAGGAACAUUCCUAGCACUAUAAUAGUUUGCAAGCAGUUUGGUGACGUACAUGAUGUCUGCGGGAACUAGUCACCUCCUCUGUGAGAACCAGAAGUUCGUUGGAUUGACUCAAGCUUGGAAGUGCAAGAUAUCUCACUGGUGGCAAGCAGUUAGCAGACACUCUCAAGCAAUGAAGUGGAACUGCACAGGAGGGUUUAGCUCAGGAGAGCUAAUGAAAAAAUCUGCUGGCAAUGGAGGAGGUGACUGUCCUCCAGUGGACCCCAGGUAAGUAGUCUAGCCAUUAACAAAUGGUUUGACUACUUACAUUGCACUGUAGUGGAUAUGGUGCUUGGAGUGUUUCUUUAAGAGAUUUCAUGCAACUUCCUUUAGUUAUCCAUAUAAACAGCAAAGAUAAACCAAGAACCAAAUAGAUGUUUCAAUGCUGCAUACAGGACACAUUAAAAACAUAUCUAAAUACAUUAUGUAUGCAUUUUUGUGGGUAUUAUAUUAUUAUUUUUUUGUUUAGCCUUUUUUUUCCUCCCGAUAAAUCCACUACAGUCAUCAGCAGUAGUAUAUUUUGUCGGACUACCUGAAAAAACCCAUAAAGUAAAUAGAAAAUGAAUGCUUUCAACAUGUUAUAUAACUAUCUUGCUGUAUACAACUUGAUAAGCUACUGCAUGAUUGCUAGGGGGAAUAAAUAAAUGAUCUAUAUAUUUUUUUUUUACAUUAACAUGCACAUGAUAGCUCAGAAGAACUUGGUUAAGUUUGUAUUGCAUGCAUGGUGUAAAGAUAACAGCAACUGGAUUUAAAUAUAGGCUCCCUGGAACCUUUGUUUCAAGAUAUAUUUCUACAUAUGCAAAGGGAGGGUUUUGCCUGUGCUUUAUCACGGACAGGUAACAACUGAAAACUUAGCAAAUGUUUAAAAAUGUUUAAUAAAUAUUCUGUUCACCAAA